Boleophthalmus pectinirostris (great blue-spotted mudskipper) is the source of this 5595-nucleotide messenger RNA. RefSeq names its product unconventional myosin-XVIIIa. NCBI's taxonomy places the organism in Eukaryota, Metazoa, Chordata, Actinopteri, Gobiiformes, Gobiidae. Bases 1 to 5448 code for a protein of 1815 amino acids. The transcript has 34 exons. Gene Ontology annotation, cellular component: myosin complex. Gene Ontology annotation, molecular function: protein binding; cytoskeletal motor activity; ATP binding. The record is from RefSeq and is a predicted model, not a curated record.
AUGAGAGGAGUCAUUAAAGAUAAGCAGCGUGCUUCUCAGCAGUUCUCCAAACUUCAAGCAGCCAUGAAGGUUUUGGGCAUAACUCCAGAUGAGCAGAGAGCCUUCUGGCUUGUUCUUGGUGCCAUCUACCAUCUUGGAUCUGCUGGAGCAACUAAAGCUGGCAGGAAACAAUUUGCACGUCAUGAGUGGGCCCAGAAGGCGGCCUACCUGCUGGGCUGCACCCUGGAGGAGCUCUCCUCUUCCAUCUUCAAGCACCAGGCCAAGGGCACCCUGCCCAGAGCCAGCACCACCCGCCAGGGCCCAGACGAGUGCGGAGCUGGAGAUGCAGGAUCAAAGGCUACGGCUAUGGAGUGCUUGGAGGCCAUGGCAUCAGGGCUCUACUCUGAACUUUUUACCAUUCUUAUUUCAAUGAUAAAUCGGGCCUUAAAAUCCAGCCAACACUCACUGUGCUCCCUGCUCAUUGUGGACACGCCGGGCCUGCAGAACCCUCGUCUGGCCAAACGGGAGUGUGGAGCUACAUUUGAAGACCUGUGCCACAACUACACCCAAGAGCGACUGCAGACACUCUUCUACCAGCGAGCAUUUGUGCAGGAGCUGGAGAGAUACAAGGAGGAGAACAUCGAGCUUGCAUUAGAUGACAUAGAACCCAGCACCUCCAUGUCUGUUGCCGUAGUUGAUCAAGCCUCAAGCCAAGCACUGGUGCGGGCUGGUCGUACAGAUGAGGCCAGGGGUUUGCUGUGGCUGAUGGAGGAGGAGGCGCUGCAGCCAGGAGGGUCAGAGCAAACUCUUCUGGGGCGCUUGUUUAGCUACUAUGGGCCUGCAGAGGGGGAGAGCAAAGGUCACACAUUGCUCUUGAAGAGUGAGAAGGACCAUCACUUCCUGCUGGCACACAGUCAUGGUACAGACUGGGUGGAGUACAACACCAAUGGGUGGCUUAACUACGCCAAGCACAACCCUGCCUCAUCUAAUGCUGCCUGCCUCUUGCAAGACUCCCAGAAAAAGAUCAUCAGUUCAUUGAUCAUGAGCAGAGGUGGAGGGGCCACUGUCCUGUCUGGUUCUGUAGCAGGCCUGGAGGCAGUUUCACAGCUGUCUCUGCGGAGAGCCACCAGCAUGAGGAAGACCUUCACUACUGGAGUGGCAGCCAUAAAGAAGAAGUCACUCUGCAUACAGAUCAAACUGCAAGUGGAUGCACUCCUUGACAUGGUGCGGAGGUCCAAAAUUCACUUUGUUCACUGCAUAUUGCCUAAGGCUGAUGCCCUAAAGGCUCUCAGUGGAUCCCUGUUCAAAGGAGGGGAAUGCGAGACUCCAGGGGAAAAUGGUGAUCCUGGAUUAAUGCAGCUAGAUGUUGCAUUGCUCCGCGCUCAGCUACGUGGCUCCAAGCUGCUGGAUGCUCUUCGGAUCUAUAGACAAGGCUAUCCACAUCACAUGGUGUUUUCAGAGUUUCGGAGACGCUUUGAUGUCCUGGCCCCGCACCUCACCAAGAAGCAUGGGAGGAAUUACAUUGUGAAGGACGAGAAGAGAGCUGUGGAGGAGCUACUGGAGUCCUUGGAUUUGGAAAAGAGCAGCUACCACAUGGGUUUGAGCAGGUUGUUCUUCAGAGCUGGCACCCUGGCUAAGCUGGAGGAGCAACGAGAUGAGCAAACGAAGCGUAAUAUAAUUCUCUUCCAAGCUGCCUCCAGAGGAUACCUGGCACGGCAAGCCUUCAAGAAGAGAAAGAUACAAGACUUAGCGAUCCGCUGCAUCCAGAAGAACAUCAAGAAGAACGAUGGGGUGAAAGACUGGCCCUGGUGGAAGCUCUUUACCACUGUGCAGCCUCUGAUUAAGGUCCAGCUGACUGAGGAACAGAUGAAAGGCAAAGAUGAGGAAAUUCAGCAGAUGAAAGCAAAGCUGGAGAGAGUGGAAAAAGAGAGGAACGAGUUGAGGCUGAACACAGAUCGAUUGGAGAGCAGAAUUGCUGAUCUGGUAGCAGAAUUGGCCGAUGAGAGGAGCACGAGUGAAUCAGCUUCUCAGAUGCUGGAGGCUGAGACGUCAGAGAGACUUCGCCUGGAGAAGGACCUCAAGGAUCUACAGGGCAAAUUUGAAGGCAUGAAGAAGCAAAUGGAAGCCCAGGAGAUGGAGGUGAUGGAGGCUCGACUCAUGAAAACCUCAGACUUAAAUGGAGAGCUUGACGAUGAUGAUUCUGGAGGAGAGUGGCGGAUCAAAUACAACCGAGCCAUUCGUGAAAUGGAGUUCACCAAAAAGAAACUCCAACAAGAGUUUGAGGACAAGCUGGAAACAGAGCAGCAGAGCAAAAGACAACUGGAAAGAAAGGUGGCUGAUUUGCAGACAGACCACGAGGAUGUGCAGCGCUCUGUGCAGCAGCUGAAAAAGAAAUGCCAGAAACUGACGGCUGAGCUGCAGGACACCAAGCUCCACCUGGAGGGCCUGCAGAGCCGCAACCACGAUCUGGAGAAGAAACAGCGCAAAUUUGACCUGGAGCAGAGCCAGACUCAGGCCGAGGCCCAGAGAGAGCGUAGCCAGAGGGAGAAACUGGCCCGUGAGAAAGACAUCCUGACUGCUGAGAUGUUUAACCUCCGUCAGCAGCUGCAGGACAAGGACGCAGAGCUGUGUGCGGCUAAUGUGAAAGUGCAGCAGCUGGAGGCCGAGCUACAAGAAAUUUCCUCCCAGGAGUCCAAGGAUGAAGCCUCACUGGCCAAAGUCAAGAAGCAGCUCCGUGACCUGGAGGCCAAGGUCAAAGACCAGGAGGAGGAGCUGGAUGAACAGGCCGGGACUAUACAGAUGCUGGAGCAGGCCAAACUGCGCCUGGAGAUGGAGAUGGAAAGGCAGCGGCAGACCCACUCCAAAGAUAUUGACAGCAAAGAUGAAGAAGUGGACGAGAUCAGGCGUUCCUGUAGUAAGAAGCUGAAGCAGAUGGAGGUGCAGUUGGAGGAGGAGUAUGAGGACAAGCAGAAAGUCCUACGUGAAAAACGAGAUCUGGAGUCCAAGCUGUUGAAUGCCCAGGACCAGGUGAGCCAGAGGGAUGUGGAGACGGAGAAGAGGCUGAGGAAAGACCUGAAGAGAACCAAGGUCCUACUGGCUGAUGCACAGAUUAUGUUGGACCAUCUGAAAAGUAAUGCUCCCAGCAAGAGGGAGAUCGCACAGCUCAAAAAUCAACUGGAAGAGUCAGAGUUCACCUGUGCAGCAGCUGUAAAGGCCCGGAAAUGUAUGGAGUUGGAAAUGGAGGACCUUCACAUCCAAAUAGAGGACAUCGCAAAAAAUAAAAUUUCGUUGGAGGAACAGGUCAGCCGUCUGCAGAGAGAAAAGAACGAUCUUCAGUCCAGAAUGGAGGAAGACCAAGAGGAUCUAAAUGAACUGAUGAAGAAACACAAGGCUGCAGUCGCCCAGUCUGCCAGGGACUUGAACCAGAUCAGCGACCUGCAAUCCCAGCUGGAAGAGGCCACAAAGGAGAAGCAGGAGAUCCAAGAAAAGCUCCACUCCCUGCAGAGUCAGCUGGAGUUUCAGGAGCAGUCGAUGGUGGAGAAGUCUCUGGUCAGUCGGCAGGAGGCUAAGAUUCGAGAGCUGGAGACCAAAGUGGAGUAUGAGAAGACCCAAAUUAAACGCUUGGAGAGUUUAGUGACCCGUUUAAAAGAAAAUCUGGAGAAGAUGACUGAGGAGAGAAACCAGCGCAUCGCAGCAGAGAACCGUGAAAAAGAGCAGAAUAAGAGAGUCCUGAGACAGAUAAGGGACAUGAAGGAGGAGAUGACCGAGCUGUCCAAGAAGGAGGCAGAGGCCAGCCGCAAAAAGCAUGAACUGGAAAUGGACAUAGAGAGUUUAGAAGCAGCCAACCAGAGCCUACAAAUGGAUCUGAAACUGGCCUUCAAAAGGAUAGGUGACCUGCAAGCAGCCAUCGAAGACGAGAUGGAAAGCGAUGACAAUGAUGAUCUUAUAAACAGUUUGCAAGAUAUGGUGACAAAAUACCAGAAACGAAAGAACAAAACUGGCGAUGAAACUGAGACCGAUUCGGAGGUGGAGGAUCGUGUGGAUGGAGUUAAGUCUUGGCUUUCGAAGAACAAAGGCACAGCUAAACCCCAGCCAGAAGAAGGCAGUCUGAAGAGCACUAGAUAUGCAAAUGCAGCAAAUGCAGAUGUUGUCGAUGUAAAAGAAGGUAAGGAGAAAACCACAGAUGGAGGGAAAGAUGGAAAAGUGGAAGUGGAACCUCUCCGAUCAGUGUCUGUCAUGAGUUCACUGAGCUACAGGAAGCGCUCCAACCUCAAGGACUCCAUAGGGGGCACUGGUGAUGAGAGCUCACUCUUUAGCACUCUGAAAGAACAAAUGGACACGCCAGACCACGCUUCUAUCCGCAAAUCCAAGUCCAAACCCGGAGACCAGCAGGAUGACUGGAAGAAGAGCCAGGCUUCAGACGAUCUGGAUGACAAAGGAUCCGUCAUCUCCAUGGCCUAUUCAGAAGCCACCAGUCGGGCCAGGAAGAGCUUUGAUUCCCGCUGGACAUCCAAAAGCAGCCCUGAGUACGACAAGGAGUCAGUGGUCUCUUCUGUUCGGCUUUCCACCAGGAGCAGGGGAAUGCUAGACUUGGACGAUGACGAUAACAAGUCCACUAUCAGCAGUGUUAGCCGCACAAGUCCUCGCUCUGUUCACCGAAGUUCCUCCUGGAAAGACGAGAGAAGAAGCAGCUCCCGUUUGUCUCUAGCACGAAGCUGUGGCCUUAGCGAGUUCGGCCUCAAUGUUGACGACGACGAUGAUAGUCGCAGUGUUGCUUUUACAGAGGGAGGCACGUCCGCUUACAGCCCACGCUCUCUCAGUCGAAGUUUCUCCAACCCGGGUCAAUCCACCACAGCAGAUCUACCAGAAUUGUCCGACAUCAAAACUGUCUCUCACCGCAACUAUUUAGACCCCGAUCUGGAGGCUGCCAUCAAUGAAGUGCUAAGUUUCAAGCCUAUUAAGUUCAAACGCAGCAAACUUGAUGAAUCUAGUGAAGAGGAAGGUGAGGAUAAGAAAAGAGAAGACAGUCGAAAGAAAGAUGAUGAAGGAUUGGGUACUUCUAGCUCGGCUUUGGACUACAGAAGUCGUCCGUCAAGCACUUUGAGCACCAGCAGCUCCAGAAGCCGCAGAGAUAAAAAAUCCAAAGUCUCUCUAUCUGAUGAUUCUUCUUCAGAUGAUAGACACAGUAGAAAGAGCUCCAGGGGGAAGAAAGGCAAAAAAUCUAAGAAAAGAGGAAAGAAAAAAGUUAGCGAAUCUGAAUCUUCAUCCUCUGAGUCUUCAUCAUCAUCAGAGUCAUCUUCGGGGUCCACCAUCUCGUACCGCAGCUCCAACAGUGUUAAAAGAGCGCCAACUAAAGGAUCUGAUGAUGAGAAGGAAUCAGCAGGGCCAAGUAAAAAAGAUAGUAAGAAGAAGCAGAAGAAAAUGGACAGUUUGGUGAUGAAGUACCUCUACAAGCCAGACAGCGACUGAGCCCACACAAGCAGCCCUCCUGUGUGCCAGAGCAACCCGGUUUUGGGCAGAUCUGAUGAGGAAGACAAGGUGGACAAAGACUCCAGCAGGCAGUCCCCGAGGCACAGCAACACCGCAGACCAAACUGAGGUCACAUAAUGCUUCCAG